Messenger RNA from Cylicocyclus nassatus, 485 nucleotides. The record is from the annotation of a GenBank genome assembly. Lineage: Eukaryota; Metazoa; Nematoda; Chromadorea; Rhabditida; Strongylidae.
AUUCUAUCUGACACUGUUUGAAGAUGGAAGCAACAGGAAAUUCUACCAAGAAAGCUCAGAAAAAGAGAGGGAGGAAAAGAAGGCGCAAUGCCGCUAGAGAAGACAAUGAAUAUGUCGAAAGCGUCAAGGAGGUCAGGAAACUCAAAGAAAAAUUCUCGUCGUCAAAGAGGAAGGCAAAAGAUGAUGACAUGGCUUAUUUGAAGGUGAGCAGCUCGUCUGUGCCAAAAAUAAGAAACUCGGAAACACAUAACAAUCUAUUAAAGCGAGCUGAGGAAGCGCAAAUAAAUCGAAUCUUCCAGAUCGAUAUCAGGCCAGAUGCUUUACAAACGCUGUGGAUGUGCGCCUUAUGUCAUCAGCGAUCUGCACAAGAUGAACUUGGCGACUUGUUUGGCCCUUACUAUGUGAAUAUUCGACCGGAGGGGCAGUGGCCCAGUUUUCUCUUCAAGAAAUCUUUAAAGGUGACUUUUUUGAUUUCACAUCGAUAA